GCCUCCGGCUCCUCAGUACACGACCACCGUCUUGACAAACACAUGUCCCAUACAAUCUAAAAUCAACCUAAAGUUGCGCGUACGUGUUUUUCUACUGAACUUUUUAUCGUGUCAGUCGAGGCAAAACCUCCAAGUGGAGUGUACGAUGGCGAAGCUGCUCUGUGUGUGCUUGUUUGUGUGUGUGCAAUUAGUGUAUUGUCAGUUUGGGUUCUUCCCGUCACGAGACAACCGAGGAUUCAGCCAAAGUCUUCUAGACCCUUCCAGAAUAAGGCAAAGGAUUCAAACAGUUCUACACGUCCAACCUCAGAACAACAACCCGUCUUAUGGCUACCCCACAGAUGAAUACGGCAGACCCAUAUACGACUAUCGACCAAAUUACGAUUAUGGCAGACCGAAUUAUGAAUACAGUAGACCGAAUCAAUUCGGAAGGCCUCAACAGAAUCAAUUCUAUGAUCAAAGCGGGGCCAACCAAUAUGGCUUUCAAAAUCCAGUAAAUCAAAACAAUUAUCCACAAAGUCAGUUCCCAAACACAGGAUUCAAUACUCAACGACCAGAAAGUCAAUUUACUAACACCAAUGGUAAUGGCUUUCAGAAUCCCCCAAGUCAAAAUGAAUUCCAAAAUCCGCCAAGCCAGAAUGGUUUCCCUGAUUCCAUCAGUCAGGUUGGGUUCCCUACAGCGCCACCAAAGAAUGAAUUUCCUAAUACCAAUGAAAAUGGAUUCCAAAAUCCCCCAAGUCAAAAUGAAUUCCAAAAUCCGCCAAGCCAGAAUGAAUUCCAAAAUCCGCCAAGUCAAAAUGAAUUCCAAAAUCCCCCAAGUCAAAAUGAAUUCCAAAAUCCGCCAAGCCAGAAUGGUUUCCCUGAUUCUAGCCAAGUUGGAUUUCCUACCGCACCAAAGAAUGAAUUCCCUAAUACCAAUGAAAACGUAUUUCAGAAUCCACCAAGUCAAAAUGGAUUCCAAGAUCAACCAAGCCAAAAUAAUUUCCAAAAUGAACCUACUUUAGUUGGCUUCCCUGAUAGGAGUAGCUUUCAAGAUAACCCAAGCAGCGAUAUAAAUUCAAACGCACCAAAAGAAGCAAAACAAAAUGAAGAUAGUCUCAUUGUGAUACCUGGAAACACUGAAAACAUAGUAACUGAUGGAGAUUCUCUCAUUGUGAUUCCUGGAAACAGUGGAAUUGCGGUACCUGAUGGAGAUGCUUUUGUUUUUGACGGACCUAGCAAUGUUGCUGACUCUCAAGACGAUAAAACUUCAGAAAUCACUAAAGCUACAGAACAAACUCCUAAAGUGACAGAAGAAUUUACGAAAGCUACAGAAUCGACUACAGCAUCUGCAACAACAUUGCCGUCCUUGACUCCAGUGUCGGCGGACUCAAGGAACAAUUUCAACUUUGGGCCGAGUGGCAUCUUCCAGGAAACCUGCACGACGGUAGAAAAUGAGGUGGGCAGCUGCAUCUCCGUUAUGGACUGCCGGCCCUACCUGAAGCUGAUUCAGGAGUCAAGAAGCAACCCUAAUGCUUUAAGGUUAUUACGACAAGCUCACUGCGGCUUCCAGGGAAAUGACCCCAAGGUUUGCUGUCCCCGCCCCGGCAUUCCUACUGGUUUGCCCCCCACUCUUCCUCCCACCGAGCCCACUUCACCACCCACUCAGCCCACGGAGCCCACUCCAAGCCCGGAGCCUAAGGAGCUGGAUCAUUUGGAGGCCGUGUCGCUGCCAGAAGCCCCCGUGUGUGGCGUCAGCAAUGCAUCCUUUAGCAGGGUUGUUGGAGGCAUUCCUGCUAAGCUGGGUGACUUCCCCUGGAUGGCGUUACUGGGCUACAAGGAGCGGCGCGCCGGCGCCGGCGCACGCUGGCUCUGCGGUGGAUCGCUCAUAUCCGCCCGCCACGUGCUGACUGCCGCCCACUGCAUACACACCAGGGAAAAUGAUCUCUACCUUGUGCGUUUGGGAGAGCUGGACCUCGCCCGCGACGACGAGGGCGCCACUCCCGUGGACGUGCCCAUCAAGACCCUGGUCAAACACCAGGAGUACAGCCCCAAGUCCUUCACCAACGACAUCGGCAUUCUCGUUCUAUCCCGGAACGUGCAGUUUACAAAUUUGAUCCAGCCCAUCUGCAUCCCGCGCAGCGGCGACCUGCGCUCGCGCAGCUACGAGGACUACACGCCGCUUAUUGCUGGAUGGGGAGACACCGAGUUCCGUGGUCCAUCUGCUACGCAUCUGCAAGUUCUCCAACUGCCAGUAGUCAGUAAUGACUUCUGCGCGCAAGCGUACUCGGCGUACAAAGCACAAGUGAUCGACCAGCGAGUAUUAUGUGCCGGCUUUAAGAAGGGGGGGAAAGACGCUUGCCAGGGUGACAGCGGAGGGCCGCUCAUGCAGCCUAUUUACAACAGUGAGACAUACACGACAUUCUUCUACCAGAUCGGAGUAGUAUCGUACGGCAAGAAGUGCGCCGAGGCCGGUUUUCCGGGCGUCUACACCCGGGUCACCAACUUCGUGCCCUGGAUAGAGGAGACUAUAGCCAACAAUUGAUAAAGAAAGAACUAGCUACUACUCACCAAUGAUUUUACAAAUAUAGGUCAUUCCACGAGAGUUUAGGUGAAUGAUUAUAAUGCCAUAUCAAAUUGAACGGAAUAAAUGUAAACAAACUGCUGUCACUGUCAAAGUAAAACAGCUUUUUAAUUUCAUUUCAAUAAAUGUAUCGAAACAUUUUGUUUUUUUAAGGGUCACUUGCACCAACGAAAAUGGAGGAUUAACCAGAGGGUUAACCCACCAUUUUAUAUGGAAUUUGACAGUUGACAGCCCACUAACCCUGAGUUAAGUGGUUGGUGCAAGUGAAUAUAUAAAGAUUUCAAAAUAUGGCAGUUUUUAAUACCUCGAAUGGUGGAUUUUUUUUAUUAGCACCGGCCUCACCUUUGUUUACAAUAAUUCCGUCUAAUUCGGAAUGGCGGUAUAGUGUAAACCUGAGUGGACACUCGGUCGGCGGGGCGUGUGCUCGUGUGCACGUGUGCACGCUAUGCAGCGUCGACACAAGUAUGAGCUUCAUUCAAUUGUUUCACAUUCACGCCGCACGCUCAAUAUAAGCGUGAACUCAGGCAUUAAUUUUACGCUUAUUGAUUGGUAUUUCUUGCGUUGGCGUGUUGAACAUCAAUUUUAGCCAGUAAGCUUAGAGACCGAUUAAAAGCGGAACAUUUCACUGACUUGAGAGGAAAUGGGCUCAAACCCAUGACCACUGGAUCCCUAGCCCAGUGCUAUAUCAUCUGAGGAGCCAAGAUGUCAACCAACAGUUAAUAUACCUACCAUAUGGGCCUAUAGAUUAUAGCUCUCUGUUUUUUUAUAGUUAAUGGAAAGGUACUUAAAUAAUAUUAGUUUGUAUAGUACUUGGAGCUUAGACUUUUAUAAAAACAUUUCCAGGCGAACGAGGGCUAAUUUAUGACAAAACUCAAUUAUAUUAGGUUGUAUAUUUAUAGUAAGUACUCAUAUUGUAUUUUUGAGUCAUUGUCCACACGAGUGUUUGUGUUAAGAUUAUUGUAGGUGCUUAUAUUAUAAGGAAACGAAAUCUCACAAUUAGAGGUAAUGUUAUUACAAGUACAUGACAAGACAUACAUUUAAUUUUAUGCUUACAAAACCUAUCAUAUUUUUCCUUUAUUCGUUUUAAUACUUAUUAAAUGUUAAAAGAGACAUUACCUAUAAGAUCAAAUUAUGAAUACAAUUCCCAUGUGACAGUAUUUCUGAUUGUAAGUCCGUUUUCACGUUAUCCGAUCCGAUAUCGGAUGUCGGAAGGAUUUCAAUGGAAAAAAUCCAAGAUGGCGCCUGUAAUGUCUGGGGAAUCUGUCCUACAUCCGAUAUCGGAUUGGAUAAUGUGAAAACGCACUAAGAGUGUUUUCACUUAUUCGAUCCUAUGUCGGAUGUAGGAAGGAUAUCAAAGGAAAAAUCCAAGAUGGCGUCCUUAAUAUACAGGAUAUCAGUCCUACAUCCGAUAUCGGAUUGGAUAAUGUGAAAACGCACUAACUCAAUACAUUAGUUAUUUGUUAUCUUAUCAUUAUAUUUAUUUAUUUGUAACAUAAUUUUAUUUAAGUAGGCGUUUAAGCUUUAAUUAAGUUUUUUUUAUAUGAAAUGUGGAUUGUUGUUUAUGCACUCAGUAAGAAUAAAGUUCAUAUUGUGAAUAA
Messenger RNA from Leguminivora glycinivorella, 4158 nucleotides. It is a transcript of the gene CLIP4, whose product is annotated as venom serine protease Bi-VSP-like. Gene Ontology annotation, molecular function: serine-type endopeptidase activity. Gene Ontology annotation, biological process: proteolysis. The coding region runs from base 146 to 2521 and encodes 791 amino acids. The transcript has 9 exons. NCBI's taxonomy places the organism in Eukaryota, Metazoa, Arthropoda, Insecta, Lepidoptera, Tortricidae. The record is from RefSeq and is a predicted model, not a curated record.